Penicillium pulvis is the source of this 687-nucleotide messenger RNA. Its product is annotated as chromatin modification-related protein EAF6/MEAF6. The transcript is spliced from 3 exons. The coding region runs from base 1 to 687 and encodes 228 amino acids. The record is from RefSeq and is a predicted model, not a curated record. Lineage: Eukaryota; Fungi; Ascomycota; Eurotiomycetes; Eurotiales; Aspergillaceae. Gene Ontology annotation, cellular component: NuA4 histone acetyltransferase complex.
AUGGCGGACACUGCCUCCGCCCCGACAGCAGCACCCGCGACCGCCGCGCCUGCGACGCCAGCAGGCGGCGCAACAGCAGGGGCUCCAAAUGCGCCUAAUGACCAGAAUGCCGCGAGUCGCGGAUUACCAUACUACGAGAAGUUGCGCCGGGAGCUCAGGGACACAUUGUCCAAGAAGCGAUUGAUGGACAGGAGCAUGGCCGCACUCGAAGACCAAAUUUUCCGCUUUGAACAAUCCUAUCUCGAGGAGACGACCGCCGGCAACAUUAUCAAGGGCUUCGACAAUUACAUCAAAGGAUCGGCUAAUGCAUCAAGUCUCGGCGCUUCGGGUCUGAGUCUUGGAUCAGGCGUUGGCGGGCGUCGUAAAGCGCAAGUCACAGAUUCAGAUCGGGUUUUCUCAAGGAGUUCUGCAAGCUACAUGAUGGACUCGCCUGGCCCUUCUUCCGCACAAACUACACCGUCGCACGCGGCUACGCCUACUUCCAUAGCUGGUGGCAACGCACCUUCAAUGAAGAGCAACGGAGGCGAUGCGUCAGCGUCUGCGAAGAACGCAUCAGUCUCUUCGAAGAAUAAGAAGAAAUCCGGUGGUGGGUCGAAGAAUACCAAGGGGAAAAACCAGACGGAUGAUCUGUCUGAUGAAGACAAACCGCCCGUCAAGCGGUUGAAGAUUAGCUACGGACGGGACUAG